This is a messenger RNA of Frankliniella occidentalis (western flower thrips), 2683 nucleotides long. RefSeq lists its product as uncharacterized. NCBI's taxonomy places the organism in Eukaryota, Metazoa, Arthropoda, Insecta, Thysanoptera, Thripidae. The transcript has a single exon. Bases 68 to 2323 code for a protein of 751 amino acids. The record is from RefSeq and is a predicted model, not a curated record.
AGGGUUGCGAAAAUCUUUGACGCUCACUGCUGUCCCUGAUCGGCGUGUUGUAGUUUCUCUUGCAGUGAUGGCCAGACCGUUAUCAGCCGCUUACAUACGGGGAAGGGCGUACGCUCUGGCUCGUCGGGAUUUGGAGAAUGAUGAAGCGCCUCCGCUACACCCUCCCCUCCAAGCCCCUGCGCCGGCUCUCGAUCCCCCUCAAGACGCUGCACAGGAGGCGGCGGCCCCGGAGGGUGUCGAAAUCGGCAAUCACGCGGUGGACAACAAUGAUGAUGACAAUUCCAAUAGUGACGCGGAGCUUACCGGCAGUGAUAGUGAUAUGAUCGACAGUAGCGGUGCCAGUGGUAAUGGCGAUGAAAACAUUGAAAUGGAUAGGGAGAGUGAAAACAAUGGUAGCACUAGUGACGGUAACAAUACUGAUAUUGACGGCCAAAGUGACGAUAGUGGCAGAAAUAGUGAUGAUGAUGAUGAUAGUGACAAUAUCAGAGACGGUGAUGACGAUAUGCCAGACAGUGAUGACGAUAUGACAGACAGUGAUGAUGACGAUUAUGAUUACGACAAUCGUGGUAAUGACAGUGAUGACGACCGUGAAUUACUUACUCGAUUGGCAAAGUGGAGUUUACAGUACUCUAUAACGCUCGAGGCAACCACAGCACUUCUUGCAAUUUUGAGGGACGAUCACCCAGAACUUCCGAAAACAGCAGAGUGUCUCAGACGCACUUCCAAAAGGCGUUUGGAAGUCAAGGAACUUGACAAUGGACAAUAUGUGCACCUGGGGUUUGAUUCUCUUUUUAGUGGCAUUGAUCCAACUCGUGUUGAGGGCGGUGUGCUGGAAAUAGACUUUGGAAUCGACGGCUUGUCCAUUUUCAAGAGCACUGGAACUGAGUGUUGGCCUAUUUUAGCCAGGUGCGUAGCGGGUGACGUCGUGGCACCUGUUGUCAUAGGCAUAUUCUACGGUAGGGGUAAGCCUACACCAAUUCGUCGCUACCUUCAAGACCUAAUUGACAAUAUUCAAGAGUUAUCUCAGAACGGUGUGGUUAUUGGCAAUAGACGAUUCGAAGUGUCCGUGAGAUGUUUCAUAUGUGAUGCUCUUGGCAGAGCGUACUUGCGAUGCUGUAAGGCGAAUAGCGCCCUGAAUGGGUGUGAGAAGUGUGAUCAAGAAGGCUACAAAAUUGGUCACAUCACUGUGUUUCAGACUGUUUCGGGUGUGCUUCGGACUAAUGACUCCUUCAGAAAUCAGAAUGACCCUGAUCAUCAUAAUGCAAUUUCUCCUUUAUUGGACCUUGACAUUGAUUUGGUGUUGUCAUUCCCACUAGACCCGAUGCAUUUGGUUGAAUUAGGUGUUAUCAAGAGAUUCGUUGACUUUAUUCUAGAAAGAGGGAAUCUGAAUAUUAGACUGUCACCUCUGCAAAGACAUCUAUUUGAUACCUUUAUGAUUGAAGUUGCCCGCUUCCUACCGUGUGAAUUUAAGCGUAAAUCGCGAUCUCUGACACUUAUGAGUAGAUAUAAAGCUGUAGAGUGGCGUCUUCUUUUGCUGUAUCUCGGCAUUAUAAUUUUCUCCAGAAUCCUGCAUCCGCAAUUGUAUAGGUGUUUCCUGUUGUUACAUGCCUCCUGCUUCAUUAUGAGCAACGAUGUCUUAAUACAUAAUUUUCUUCCCCUCUGCCAGAAUUAUCUUGAAAAUUUUGUAGCUUUUAGCUCUGCCAUUCUUGGCCCAACAUUUGUCGCCUAUAACGUGCAUAACUUAUUGCACUUGGUUUCUGACGUCCAGUUGUAUGGCAACUUAAUGUCUUUCAGUGCCUAUCCUUUUGAGAAUGAACUACGCCACCUUAAAAGACUAGCUAAAAGUGCACCGCUACCCUUGCAGCAAAUCUGUAAGAGGGUGAUCGAACGAAAUAGGCUUCACGUCAAACGAAGAAAGAAACAGAUCCGUGGUUUUCAAAUGCCACAUGAAGAAGGUCCUGUAGCACAUCUAGAAAAUGUUGUUCGACAAUUUUGCAAAUAUGAGUGUGAAGAUUUCACACUAAGAAGACGGAGACCUGAUAACUGUGUGUCGUUCCGAAAUGGACAGAUUGGGCUAGUCAGAAAUAUUGUAGAAUGCGUCAAUAAUGGCCUGUCAUCAUUUCAUGUCGUUGUUCGAGUUUACUCGACUUCUGAGAACCUGUACGACUAUCCCCUAGAAUCGAGCCUCUUGGGCAUUUUUAAAGUUUCCAAUCUCACCCCUGAUAAUUUUGUGUUCAAUAUCGGGGACAUCAGUCACAAGUGCCUUCUUAUUCCUUCCCAAGGGUCCAAUGUGUGUAUUCCUCUACUUCACAAUUUUCAGUAAGGUAAGUUACUUGGCUGUAUUAUUAAAUACCUUUAGUGCAUGUGCAUCCCAAUCCAUUCAUGCCAUGUGGGUGUAGGUAAGGUGCCCGCCCUUUUACAGUAGUAUAAUUUAGUUGUUCACGUAGUGUCACGUAGAUCUGUUCCCUCUGAGCCCACAACAAUUUGAGUGCAAAACAAACUAAUAUCCAUAUUUCAGCCAUUGCAUCUGCGCUGUGCAGCAACUAAGUGGUGCAUCUGCUACUCUUACUGCGUUCCUCAAAACUUUGAAUUCCUUUUCAGGGCAAAUUUUGUAUAGUAGACUUCUCCAGAGAGGAUGGAAAAUUUGAAACAUCUGUAGUGCCCCAAUCAUGGGUAAAUGAGA